Messenger RNA from Xyrauchen texanus (razorback sucker), 3197 nucleotides. RefSeq names its product beta-1,3-N-acetylglucosaminyltransferase manic fringe-like. Gene Ontology annotation, molecular function: O-fucosylpeptide 3-beta-N-acetylglucosaminyltransferase activity. Gene Ontology annotation, biological process: pattern specification process; regulation of Notch signaling pathway. Bases 415 to 1512 code for a protein of 365 amino acids. Gene Ontology annotation, cellular component: Golgi membrane. Lineage: Eukaryota; Metazoa; Chordata; Actinopteri; Cypriniformes; Catostomidae. The record is from RefSeq and is a predicted model, not a curated record. The transcript has 8 exons.
CAGAACGCAUGGGGCAUUAGAUGGACUCCGCGCUGGAUUACAAUAUUUCAACUUUUGAUGAGUCCAUAACCGUGCGCAAAGUUCUCGUUUCGGACAACGACUUUGGUUCUUCAUGCGCGUUUAAAAAAAUAAAAUAAAUGAGGACCUCGGAUGUUUUCUUUCUUUCAAGUUAGUAAGUUGGUACCGACAUGCUUAGAAAAUAAUAAGGAGUAACAAUGGAUUUGUAUUGUAUAUUCCAGCCCGUUUUUAUUGCGUUUUAUUAUUAUUUAUUUGACAAUCGCACCUUAUUGCGUGUGAUGCUGUGAACGCACGGUGAAAACCAAAGACGCCCAGAUCUGAGACUAAAUGACGCCUGCUAUAUUUGAUUUGAUUGAGUUUAAUAUGUGGCCAAAAGUCACUCAAAGAUUUUAGAAGAUGUUCCUGAGGAGACUAUUUCAUGCUCUUUCUUUUUUUGCUCUGACCCUCUUCAUCCUGAUUUUACUGGAUUUGCAACUGCGCACCUGGAGUGACCAAAAACCCAACGCGCAACUUGCGCACGAAGGGAUACGAAGUGAGGUGCCAUUUAUAUCAAGGACCACAGCUGUGAAUCAACACAAAGAUGUUGCCACCAAAAAGUUCAAACAGAACCCAAAAAGUGACAAAUGGAGGGAGACAAAGACAAAGUCACCAUUAGAACUCACUGAUAUCUUCAUUGCGGUGAAAACAACUGGCAGGUUUCACAAAGCCCGCCUUGCUCUUCUUUUGGAGACCUGGAUAUCCAGGACUAAAGACCAUACGUACAUCUUCACAGACACUCCCGAUGAAGACAUUUCCUCUGAAGGAUUCAAUAUGGUCGUCACAGACUGCUCCCCUGAACACAGUCAUCAGGCUCUCUCAUGUAAGAUGGCUGCUGAGUACGAUCACUUCAUGGCCUCCGAUAAAAAGUGGUUGUGUCAUGUUGAUGAUGAUAACUACUUGAACUCUGGAGCCCUGCUUUCUCUCCUCUCAGCCUUCCCAGUGGACAGCGAUAUCUAUGUGGGUAAGCCAAGCCUGGAUCGACCAAUGAGAGCGCAGGAGCUGCUGGAAGGGAAUAAGGCGAGGGAAGUUCAUUUCUGGUUUGCCACAGGAGGGGCAGGUUUCUGCCUGAGCAGGAAGUUGGCAGAGAAGAUGGCACCCUGGGCAAGUGGUCCAAGGUUCGAGCAGACCUCAGCGGUGAUAAUGCUGCCUGAUGACUGUACGGUGGGCUUCAUAGUUGAGAGGCGUUUGGGUGUCUCCAUGGUCCAUAGCAACAUGUUUCACUCUCACCUAGAAAACCUCCUUCUACUUGCCCCUAGUGAUAUUCCAAAACAGGUGACUCUAAGUUAUGGAUGGUUUGAAAAUAAAAUGAACAGUGUGGAACUGAGAGGAGUUUUUACCAAAGAUGAGGAUCCAUCCAGAUUCCGAACAGUCCACUGUCUUCUUUAUCCAGCAACAAGUUGGUGCCCAGUUGCCCUUAAAAAUGCCCUCUCAUGGAAUCAACGUGUUCCCCUGUGAUGCAAUGGGCUGAAUGGAGAACAAUCAUGCAUAAUGUGAGAAAUUCAAUUUGUGAAGAUUCCAAUAAGGCAUUUCUGUUUUGUGUGGGUUGUGAAGUUAGCACUUAUGAUCUUUGCUGCCAUUUCACAUAUACCAUCCACCUUCGAAGAUCACCCACAGCUUUUUUUUUUAUCUUGAAGACUUACAAUUGCAAAGGUGCAUUGCUACAUACGAAAGCUUCCUCAAAGAAGUAAAAGCAAGCAAGGAAGUAUUGAAAUCCACAUGUAGUCCUCUGCCGAGGCUAAAUUGAUUCUUUAGACCUGAAGUUCAUGUUUCUUUGAGGUAUAAACCCAAUGGAAAGCCCUAUGGACUGAACAUUUCCCUCCAUGAUAUCUCUUAUAAGCCUCAGAACACUGUUACCAUGGUGUUGAUAUCUGUUGUAAGAUUUCCAUACUAUGCUGCAAUGAUAGUGGUAUCUACUGUGUUAGCUUGUUUAAAGCUUUAUGCCUUAAUGCACUGCAUAGUUGUUUAAUUGUUCAGCAACAGUUGUGAACAGGGAAAACUGAGCCAUUAUUGUUGAAUUUGAAAAUUGGACCAUAUUUGCAUAGUAUUCCCAUUGCUUCAUACUUCAAGUGUAACUUCUGUCUGCACAUUUCACAUUUUGAUGAUUAUGUAUAUGAUUAUGUGAUUGUAAUAGGAACAAAGUACCACAUAUUUGUCAAUGCACUGUAUAUUUGUGAAAACCUGCUCUAUUAACUUGAAACAUUUAAUGCCAUUGGCAAAUGUGUUUGCUUUCGAAAUGCAUGCCAUUUCAACUUUUCACUGCCAUAUGCUGUCUUCAUUAAUCCAGAUACAUUUGAAAAUGACGUUUUUCAUUUCAAAACGCUCUCAGUCCAUACUAGCGUUUUCAAGCAUUUUCCAAAAGUUGCUCAUCCACACUGAAACGUCUGAAAACGCUUACGUCCCUGUACUGCGCAUGAGUAAAACAUAAGAUGCUUCGACGUGCCUCAUUUCCAUCAGGAGUUUAUUUACUUUCCGCCUCUUUGAAACGUUGCAGCAAUGUUGAGGAAAGGCACCACAUUUUUUAAAUGGACGGACAAUGAGGUGAAGUUGUUGCUGCGGGUAACACUAGACUAUAAAGUUGCAAAAGCGAGAGAAAAUGUAGACUGGGAAUCAUACCCAGGUCUCACCCAAAAUCUACGCUCCAUGUACGAUCUGACGCAACUGUCCUCUCGUUCUGCCGCUGAACAACAUCUGCGAGUAAACAUCCUGACUCCUUUGAAGAAAUGUAAGCUGAAGUAUGUACAAACUGACAUAAUGUUUAACAACGAAAUCAAAAUGGAGAGUAGCCAAAACAACUGCGAUACAACGUCGUCCACCAUCUUGUUUUGGACUGAAUGGGUCACAUGACAAAAAAAUGCAUCAUCGUUUUCGAAAGCCUCAGUUUUCACAGUCCACACUACAACGUGAAAACGGCGUUUUCAAAUGUAUCCACUUUGGAGUGCGUUUUCAAAAAGCUCAAAAGUCUCAGUGUGGACGGAAGGCCAAAACGCAGAGAAAAAGAUACAUUUUCAACCGAAAACGUAUAAGUAUGGACAAGGCAAUAGUUACAAUUUAGAUGCCAAGACAAACAAUGUGGCUUUAUAAAAAUAGUAGCAAUAUUUCAAUGUUAAUUUGCCAAACUAUAUAUAUAUAUAUAUAUAUAU